This is a messenger RNA of Haliotis rufescens (red abalone), 4267 nucleotides long. Its product is annotated as prestin-like. Gene Ontology annotation, biological process: transmembrane transport. Gene Ontology annotation, molecular function: chloride transmembrane transporter activity; sulfate transmembrane transporter activity; bicarbonate transmembrane transporter activity. Lineage: Eukaryota; Metazoa; Mollusca; Gastropoda; Lepetellida; Haliotidae. The transcript is spliced from 19 exons. Bases 439 to 2721 code for a protein of 760 amino acids. The record is from RefSeq and is a predicted model, not a curated record. Gene Ontology annotation, cellular component: membrane.
UGUAAAAUGUACACUUGAGUUUGCCAUGCUGGCAAGUUAUGGUGGUUUUACGACAUCUCCUUCGUUUCGUCAUCAGCGGAUUAACAGCGGCAACGAUGGGGUAGACACGCUGGUAGCCAGGGCCAGAGCGAUGCACUGUGUGUUCCUCCGCCGCCGGCACAGGUAUUGCUGGGACUCCUCUGCAAAUACAACCUCGACCACGUGACGUGCUGCUAACUGAAGACAAUCUUAGAGCAGGUGCGCGUGUUGCUUGACACAUUUUACAGACACUCUUAUUUGUCAUUGUUUGCGCUGUGUGUUGUUAGAUAUUUUUUAUCAGCGUUUUAACAUCUUAGAAACAAGUUUGUUUCUUUAAGACGGUUUACAAUCCAUUCAUUCACUUCCCCUCAAGAAGAUUUUGACUUUUAAGUUUGGCUUCCACUGGUCAUAUCGGCUACUAUGACUGAUAACUAUAACCACGGUGGUCCAGAUGGAGGAUCGGAAUAUGUCUCGAUCCGGAGACCUCUGUACAAGACUCAGACUUUCAGGAAUCAGUUCAUGAAGACCAGUUCCACACAGAAAAGUGUCGGUGAAGCCGUUAAACAGAAGGCACGAGAUGCGUGUGCAUGCACGCCGAGCAAGAGGAAAAAAUGCCUUUUCAGUUUUCUCCCAUUCUUGAAGAUCAUGAGCAAGUACAAAUGGCGAUCGGAUCUUCCCAACGACAUCAUCGCUGGUCUGACGGUGGGAAUAAUGCAGCUGCCGCAAGGUAUGGCGUAUUCCAUGUUAGCGGAUAUGCCGCCAGUGGUCGGUCUCUACAUGUCGUUUUUCCCCGUGCUUAUAUACUUCAUAUUCGGAACUUCUAAGCAGAUCUCAAUGGGCACUGUAGCCGUAGUGAGUCUGAUGACGGGGGGUAUAGUCUCUACACAAACCAACCUGUGGAGAGAGGCGAGAGGCCUACAGAUAGAGAACACUACGAUGAUGGGGCUGAACGGGUCAGAUGGGAUACCUGGACAGGUUGCCGUGUCGGAUGACGAGAUACGCUUCAAGAUCUCUGUUGCUGCAACUGUGUGCUUUCUCACGGGCCUCAUCCAGAUCGGCAUGGGCAUAUUCAGAGUUGGGUUCUUGACCACUUACAUGUCCGACUCCCUGGUCAGCGGCUUCACCACAGGGGCGGCUGUCCACGUCUUCACGAGCCAGGUCAAAUAUGUCUUUGGAAUCAAGAUUCCUAGAUUCCCAAACCUGUUCCAGAUAAUCAAAACAUACGAAGCCAUCAUCCGCGAGUUGCCCAACACCAACCUGCCAGAGAUGGGCAUCUCCUUCAUCUGCAUCGUCAUCAUCUACCUCGUUAAGGUGCAGGUCAACCAGAGGUUCAAGGCCAAGUUGAAGGUCCCAAUCCCCGUUGAACUUAUCGUGGUCGUGAUCGGUACAACCGCCAGCCAUUUUGGAGGUUUCGUUGAAAUGUGGGGCAUCCGAACUGUUGGCCACAUCCCGGCUGGCUUGCCCGUCCCAGCUCCUCCAAGUUUCGUCAACGUCAGCAGCUACGGUACAGAUUGUAUUGCCAUCGCCAUUGUCGCGUUCGCCCAGUCGGUAUCCCUGGCAGUCGUCAUGGCCAACAAACACCACUACGACAUCGACUCCAACAAGGAACUGGUUGCCUAUGGUUUCGGCAAUGUGUUCGGCUCUUUCUUCUCCUGUUACCCCUUCGCCGCGUCCGUCUCCAGGAGCUCUGUGCAGGACUCGGCCGGAGGCAAGACUCAGGUGACCAGCAUUUUCUCCGCUUGCAUGGUCCUAAUUGUGAUACUCUUCAUUGGACCGCUGUUCCAGUCUCUACCUAACUGUGUGCUGUCCGCUAUCAUCAUGGUGGCUUUGAGGUCCAUGUUCCUGCAGAUUCUCGAGCUGAGAUCACUCUGGAGAAUUUCCAUCUACGAUUGUGCUAUCUGGAUUGUGACGUUCGUGUGCGUUGUCGUCCUUCACGUCGACAUGGGCCUCAUGAUCGGCAUCGUGUUCUCCUUCUUCACCGUCGUCGUCAGGACGCAGCUAGCCAAAGCCUCAUCCCUGGAGAAGGUGUCGGAUGUAGAGGUCCUGCAGAAGGGUGCACAAUAUGAAAAGGCGGAGAAAUAUAACGGCAUCAAGGUGGUCGGGUUCAACGCCCCCGUCUACUACGCUAACGCCGACAUCUUCAUGCGCCAUGUGUACACCGUCGCAGGUGCUAAGCCCGAGCGCAUCCUUAAGAAGAUGAAGAAACUGGAAAAACAAGAUCUCAGCAGGCUACACAGUCAGCAACAGCUGAUAAACGAAGGAACCACUGUAUUGCAACUGGAACCAAAGAAGAAUGGCAUCACCAUCAACCCCGAACCCCCAUGUAACAAUGAGAAGAUGAACAAGAGGAUGUCUCUGUCAGGCGUCAUCGUGGAGGACCCCCGUCCCUUCCACCACAUCGUCAUCGACUGCACAGCGAUGCACUUCAUUGAUCCGGUCGGCGUUAAAAUAUUCAAACAGAUUUUCACAGAUUACAAUAACGUCGGAAUUUCGGUGUUCCUUGGCAAUGUCAGAGAUGAGAUGUGGUACGUGCUGGAACAAACGAAGUUCGUGGAGACAUAUCAUGACUGUAUUUACCUCACGACAUAUGAUGCUGUCACGGCGGCCUCUACCGAACGUAAAGCCAAUGAUCUCGUCCAAGAUGUGGAAUCGGACCUUACGGAACCCACUAUAGAGGACAAGUUAUUGCCUGUCCAAUCAUGACGUCGGUUUUAGUGUACAUCACGCAUAUGUAGACAUGACUGCUGAGAAACCUUUAUCAAGGCAUCCUUGAACCCUGCGUUUUAAAAGUCAAGGCCGUAGACAUGGGGGUCAAGGUCAAGGCCAUGUCUAAAUAUCCGCAACAUUUGGAAGCGAACUGAAGAUACUCGGCCUGCCGUUGUCCAUUGUGGAUAAAAGUUUCUUUGUGGUGUUAGUUACUCCAGGUUACCAUCCUCGAGUAUCCAGUGUGUUAAAUCUCCAUUUGUACAAAAUACCCUGGACCCAUGCUUUAUCAUAGCAUGGUUUCGAGUCCGAAACGACGCUAAAAAUAACCGUCCAAUCAAAAUGCAAAAUGGAUAUUUAAUUCCCUGGAUAACCCAGGAUGGGUUAAUACUCAUGAAGGGAAAGGAAAGUUGACAUUUAUAUCGGGGAACAUAUACAGUAGUACUGGGACCCAAGAAUCUCAGUGGCUUCAUAUGGAUACAUUGAUACAUUAACCCCAUUGGUUCAAUUUUUAGAUAAACAUUACUUAUCCUUAUUUGUGCAAUCAUCGAAGAUUAUUUUUUAUUAAUCCAAACCAUGCUUUCCAUACUUACAUACACAACAAGGCCCAUGGAGUUGAAAAAAAAAACAGGCCACCGAAACGUAUACUCUAGAUAGCUGAACGCUUCUGUAGGCAAUCCUGAUGAUUCCAAUUUCAAACGUAUGAUAAUUUGAGACAGUUUUGUUUAUAAAAAACAUGGACAUGUUCAAAGGAAUAAGUCGUCAGAAAAUGCCGUUAACAUUUAAUGUCGCAUAAAAAAAUUCAUCGUCUCAAACACCAAAUGGUCGUCAGCACAGAUACUUGGCUUAUAAAACAGUUACGUUUUGGGAUGUUCUUGCCCAACUAUAUUUUAAUGUUUAGUGCUUGUGUCGUCACUGGUUUGUGGGUAGUUUCAUAUACCACGUGACUAUAGUCUCUUUCAUUCCGGGACAAGCCGUGAAUAUUACGUAAAUAUCCGAGUGGUGACGAAUGCUUUACGCAAAGAAAGUUGUUGCAUCAAUGUAAAGAGUAGUUAUUAGAUCGUAGAAACACGUUGAAUUGCAAGACAAGUACUUAUCUUACAUAGAAAGAAUACGAGGGAGUAGAAUAUUCAUUUGUACAUAAACUCAUAUCAGUGAUGUUUUCAUCGUCUUUCAUGUGUAUAUAUAUAAUUCAUACAACUUGUAUAUAUGUUAUUGUACAAAUACGUCCAUAAAUGAUAUCUAAACUCGAAAUUGUAUCUAUGGAAACAGUUCUAGUUAUAACAUUAUGAUGAUAAUGUUACAGUCAUUACAAAAUCUAAUCAUCAUUAUCAUGUAUAGACAUUGUGUUACACUUGUAUAUGUGCUAAAUGCACCGUUAACAUCUUGAUGAACUGCAUCCGUGACCACUCGUGUCAUUCCGUGGGUUACGGAAAGUUGCGAAUGGUGACGAAUGGGGAUAAACUGGUGUCUUCUUAUUACUCAGGAGUACCCGAAUUUUGUGGGCAAAAUGUAUCGGAAAUAGAAAUAAAUGAUUUUAUUGAGA